AGCUCCGGGGCCGCCAUCUUGGCGGAAAGUUUGGGGGGAAAGCGGUCGGGGGCGCGGAAAGAGGCAAGGUUCAGGGGGUGGGGCGGCCGGGAGAAGAGAGGGCGAGCGGUCUGGCGGACUACGGCGAGUGAGGAGGCGGCGGCGGUUUAGGAGGAAGAAGAGGCAGCCGGGGGUGCGGUCGCGGUGGGAGCUCCACCCCCGUGCCUUCACCCCUCGCGGCUCAGCUCCUCGAGCCCCGGGCGGGGCGGGGGGACGUGGAGCGGGGCAGGGCGGGGAGCCGCGCUGGGUCGUGCCGCCGGGCACCCCAGCUCCGAGCGCGAGCAGCGCGGAGGAACUUUGGCGGCGCCGCAGGUGUGGGGGCCCGCGGAGGUGUGCAUGUGGGGCGCGAGGGCGUCGCGGAGAGCGGCCGCUGCCCUGUCCGGCCCCCGCCACCGGAGCAGCUCCGAGGGAACCCGCCGGGAGAAAGGCAAGCGAGAGGAGGGGAGGGGGCCGAGCGGGGCGGGGUGGUGAGCACAGCUGGUCCUUUCUUGGAGAGCUCUGCCGCUGCGGCUGCUGCAGCUGGCGGAGGGGCGAAGGGUCGGAGCGUCUCCUCAUCCCCUGUAGCAGGUGUGUGCCCUCCUCUUCAUUCUGGAGAAAAAUGCCGGUUCGGAAGCAAGAUACCCAGAGAGCACUGCACCUCUUGGAGGACUAUCGCUCCAAACUAAGCCAAACUGAGGACAGACAGCUCAGAAGUUCCAUAGAACGGGUUAUUAACAUAUUUCAGAGCAACCUCUUUCAGGCUUUAAUAGAUAUUCAAGAAUUUUAUGAAGUGACCUUACUGGAUAACCCAAAAUGUAUAGAUCAUUCAAAGCAGUCUGAACCAAUACAACCUGUGAAUACUUGGGACAUUUCUAGUCUUCCGAGCACUACUGUGACUUCAGAAACACUGCCAAGCAGCCUUAGCCCUAGUGUAGAGAAAUACCGAUAUCAGGAUGAAGAUACACCUCCCCAAGAGCACAUAUCCCCACAAAUCACUAAUGAGGAGAUAGGUCCAGAAUUGGUUCAAGUGUCAGAGAAGAACCUGUCAGAAAUUGAGAAUGUCCAUGGAUUUGUUUCUCACUCUCAUAUUUCACCUAUAAAGCCAACAGAAGCUGUACCUCCCUCUGCUCCCACUGUCCCUGUGACCCCUGUCCUGCCAGUCCCUGCUGAGAAUACUGUCAUCCUACCCACCAUACCACAGGCAAAUCCUCCUCCAGUACUGGUCAACACAGAUAGCUUGGAAACUCCAACUUAUGUUAAUGGCACUGAUGCAGAUUUUGAAUAUGAAGAAAUCACACUUGAAAGGGGAAAUUCAGGGCUUGGUUUCAGUAUUGCAGGAGGUACAGACAACCCACAUAUUGGAGAUGACUCAAGUAUAUUCAUUACCAAAAUCAUUGCAGGGGGAGCAGCUGCCCAAGAUGGAAGAUUACGGGUCAAUGAUUGUAUACUGCGAGUAAAUGAAGAAGAUGUUCGCGAUGUGACACAUAGCAAAGCAGUUGAAGCACUGAAAGAAGCAGGAUCUAUUGUACGCUUGUAUGUAAAAAGACGGAAACCGGUAUCAGAAAAAAUAAUGGAAAUAAAACUAAUUAAAGGCCCUAAAGGUCUUGGAUUCAGCAUUGCAGGUGGUGUUGGAAAUCAGCAUAUCCCUGGGGAUAAUAGUAUUUAUGUAACCAAAAUAAUUGAAGGAGGUGCUGCACAUAAAGAUGGUAAACUGCAGAUAGGAGAUAAACUUUUAGCUGUGAAUAGUGUGUGUUUAGAAGAAGUUACUCAUGAAGAAGCAGUAACUGCUUUAAAGAAUACAUCUGAUUUUGUUUAUUUGAAAGUGGCCAAACCCACAAGUAUGUAUAUGAAUGAUGGCUAUGCACCACCUGAUAUCACCAAUGCUUCUUCUCAGCAUGUUGAUAAUCAUGUUAGUCCAUCUUCCUACUUGGGCCAGACACCAGCAUCACCAGCUAGAUACUCACCUGUUUCAAAAGCAAUGCUUGGAGAUGAUGAAAUUACAAGGGAACCUAGAAAAGUUGUGCUUCAUCGUGGCUCAACAGGCCUUGGUUUCAACAUCGUAGGAGGUGAAGAUGGAGAAGGAAUAUUUAUUUCCUUUAUCUUGGCUGGAGGACCUGCUGAUUUUAGUGGAGAACUGAGAAAAGGAGAUCGUAUUAUAUCGGUAAACAGUGUUGACCUUAGAACUGCCAGCCAUGAACAAGCAGCAACUGCGUUGAAAAACGCUGGCCAAGCUGUCACAAUUGUUGCACAGUAUCGACCUGAAGAAUACAGUCGUUUUGAAGCCAAAAUACAUGACUUACGGGAGCAGAUGAUGAAUAGUAGCAUUAGUUCCGGAUCAGGUUCUCUUCGAACUAGCCAGAAACGAUCCCUCUAUGUCAGAGCUCUUUUUGACUAUGACAAGACUAAAGACAGUGGCCUUCCAAGUCAGGGACUGAACUUCAAAUUUGGAGAUAUACUUCAUGUUAUUAAUGCUUCUGAUGAUGAGUGGUGGCAAGCCAGGCAGGUUACACCAGAUGGUGAGAGUGAUGAAGUUGGUGUGAUUCCCAGUAAACGCAGGGUUGAGAAGAAAGAACGAGCCCGAUUAAAAACAGUGAAAUUCAAUUCUAAAACAAGAGACAAAGGGGAGAUCCCUGACGACAUGGGAUCAAAAGGCCUGAAGCAUGUAACUUCUAAUGCCAGCGAUAGUGAAAGUAGUUACCGUGGUCAAGAAGAAUAUGUCUUGUCUUAUGAACCUGUGAACCAACAAGAAGUUAAUUAUACUCGACCUGUAAUUAUAUUGGGACCUAUGAAAGACAGGAUAAAUGAUGACUUGAUCUCAGAAUUCCCUGACAAAUUUGGAUCAUGUGUUCCUCAUACAACUAGACCAAAACGAGAUUAUGAGGUAGAUGGAAGAGAUUAUCAUUUUGUGACUUCAAGAGAACAGAUGGAAAAAGACAUCCAGGAACAUAAAUUCAUUGAAGCUGGCCAGUAUAACAACCAUCUGUAUGGGACAAGUGUUCAGUCUGUGCGGGAAGUAGCAGAAAAGGGUAAACACUGCAUUCUCGAUGUAUCUGGAAAUGCCAUUAAAAGAUUACAGAUUGCACAACUUUAUCCAAUCUCCAUUUUCAUUAAACCCAAAUCCAUGGAAAAUAUUAUGGAAAUGAAUAAGCGUCUAGCAGAGGAUCAAGCCAGAAAGACAUUUGAAAGAGCCAUGAAACUGGAACAAGAGUUUACUGAACAUUUCACAGCUAUUGUACAGGGGGAUACACUGGAAGACAUUUACAACCAAGUGAAGCAGAUCAUAGAAGAACAGUCUGGUCCUUACAUCUGGGUUCCAGCAAAAGAAAAGUUAUGAGGACUAAUAUUUCUGUUCUCUUUCCCACAAUUUUUUUUUGACACUUCUUUGACCUUUCCUUCUGGAGUCUACCUGCAAUAUUCCUUCAUGUUGAUUCAUAUACUCUUCAUCAUUGUCUGUAGUUGGCAUUUAUUUUUGACAUCCAGUGUCUUCUUCAAAUUGCAUCAUCUAUAUUAUUUCAUGUCACUAUUGGUUUGUGGCCAUUUUUCAGAAAUGAAGAUGGAAUGGCCUGACCAGCUAUUAAGAAUUUGGGGAAGUGGGAAAACUGUAAAAUUCCUUAAUGUUUAAGGGAAAGUAACUUCAAGAGGUUUUCAGAAAAGCUUUAUAUGAUUUCUUUUUAAAUUUCAAUAUAAAUGAGAGAGAAAUGGUUUUAAUCAGUGAUUUAGUGAAUUUGAGCAAUGGUGCACGCCUAACUUUAAUAGCAUGGUUUGGCCAAUAUAUUAUCUCUCACGUCCUUUUCUCAAUUGACUUCUGUUAUCAGAACAAAUAUUUCGUAUUAGGCAAAUAAGGAAAUGUGUUUUUAAUUUUAAAAUAAUAUCUGGGUUAACUUUCAUAGUUUCACAAGGGAUGUUCAUUUUUCAUAAGAAUCUUAAAGUCUUUUAUUGUUUGAGGGUAUUUUUCCCCCCAAUACAUUUGCUAGGAAUAACAACGUUUUUAUUCUAUUUGUGCAACAGUAUAGUGUCUUACGAAAAUUGUUCCUACAUUUGAUCAUCCUAUUUUCCAAACUGAGACCAUGUGUAGGUGCUAGGGAAGCUCACCUUUUACACAUAGGUUGGAAAAAUGUCUUCGGGCAUAAAUAUGGGUGAAAGAGACAUUACAGUGGUGAUGCAGUGACCAUUGACAAUGGAAAAAGAGUCCAAUUCAUAGUCUAAAACUUUAAGUGUAUUCUUAGGAGUCAGAUUUUAAUGAAUAUUUUACCCACAAUAACUGCCUAUUUUGUUAUAAUAAAAUAUAUAUAAAAAUAUAUAUAAAGCUUUCUUUAACUAAACUCUGUAACUAUGGGAAUUAUUUUCUUUACAUAGUUGCACACACACGAACAUAUAUAUAUAUAUAUUUAAAAUAUAUUUUUUUUUGCCACCUACUUUUAACUUUUUGUUUCAUUUUUAAAUUAAAUAUUGAUUGAUUAGACUUUAUCUUCUUAAUCAUGUGAGUUGCAAAUGGGGUAUGGUGGUUGUGGAAAGAAACCUUUAGGGAAGUUAGGUUACGAGUGAAAGUAUAGGCUUGUUCUCCUCUUUUCUACAAAAGUUUCAAAUGGUUCUGGUUGUUUUGUUUUUUGUUCUGCUGGUUUUGUCAUUGGUUUUGGCUUUGGUCCUCUGCCUCUCCUUCCACUUCUCCUUUCAUUAAUAGGAAAACAAGUGCAAGUCCCAUGUUUGUGAGUUUUUGCCCCUCAGACAGCACACCUUUCAUCUCUUAUAUUUGUUCUGCACUAGAGUUGCACAGAUCUUCAUGGUUAUCAAUAUUAAGAAAUUAUAGUAAAAGGUAGAUACGAUUUCAGAAAUGAGUUUUUUUAUGUUAAUAUUGUUUGACUUCCCAUUGCUUUAAUGGAGUUGUUUAUUAAAUACAUGUUUUUGACAACCUCCUCAUUACAAGUGAGUACUGGUUUGUAAAGAAUUAUCAACAUUAUCCAUUCCAUUUAUGAGAAAGAGGAGAACAGCUAAUAAACUUUAUUGUAAAAUCAA
Molecule: messenger RNA, 5031 nt
Organism: Erinaceus europaeus (western European hedgehog)
Lineage: Eukaryota; Metazoa; Chordata; Mammalia; Eulipotyphla; Erinaceidae
Gene: DLG1
Product: discs large MAGUK scaffold protein 1
Exons: 26
Coding region: 638-3352 (904 amino acids)
Biological process (GO): neurotransmitter receptor localization to postsynaptic specialization membrane; chemical synaptic transmission
Cellular component (GO): neuron projection; postsynaptic density membrane; neuromuscular junction
Molecular function (GO): kinase binding
Source: RefSeq, a predicted model, not a curated record